AUGCUCAGCUUAAUUCUCCUUUUGGGCUUCACUCAAGCCAUCCAUAUGAAUACCACAACUAGAAUGUUUGAGGACGACUCAGGCCGAACAAUAAUCUUCCAUGGAGUCAAUGUAGUUGUAAAGGCUCCUCCAUAUAUUCCUAUUACAUCUUCAUUUGACCCUCAAAUGUCUCUCUGCGCCCAAGACAUACAAAAUCUCCAAAACUGGGGUUUUAACUUCGUAAGACUUGGAGUUAUGUGGCAAGCAGUCGAAACAAGUCCAGGGUCUUAUAAUAUGACUUAUCUUCAGCAGGUCAAUACCUUGGUUAAUCAAUUAGGAGCAGCUGGGAUUUCUGUAUUGGUGGAUGCCCAUCAAGACCUUUUUGCACGUAAAAUCUGCGGUGAAGGAGUCCCUGACUUCUACGCUCAAAAUUUAAGUGACUCUUGUGGAGAGCUAUCACCUGUAUAUGAAGGAUUUGGAGCUUGCACCCCAUUAUCUAAGUUCAAUUUAACCUAUAAUGCAAAUGGAGAUCCUUUGAUUUCUGACUGUCUCACUCACGAUUUCCCUCGCUAUUAUACAACUCCUGAAGCCGCUGAUGCUUUUCAAAGACUUUACAAAAAUAUCAAUGGGCUGCAAGACAAGUUCCUUGCAUUCUGGAACACUGUGUCUUCAUUUUUUGCAAAUAAUCCUUUUAUAGUUGGAUAUGAUCCAUUCAAUGAACCUCUUGCUGCUGAUAUGUAUAGUAACCCUGACUAUAUGGUUCCAGGAAACUUUGACCGUGAAGUCCUUCAAUAUCUAUGGCAAAAAGUAAAUGUGACUGUUAGAAAAAAUGACUUAAGAAAGAUUUUAUUUUUCGAAGCAGUACAGUCUGACGUGCUGCCAGCAUUAGGAGGAUUAAUAUUUAACGUUGGGUUCAACGAAACUCCUGGAGGAGUGAAUUUUAAUAACGCACAAGUUUUAAAUGACCAUACAUACUGCUGCGCUGUUAAUUUUAACCCUUGUGUUCAAAAUGGAGGAGAUCCUCCUCUUUCAGAAGCAAAACACUGUGAGAGAAUUCAUAAUGACAGAGUUAAGGUCAGAUCCCAAGACGCUGAAAAAUUAGGAGUUGGGCUAAUUUUCACAGAGUUUGGAGCUUGUUCUAAUUCAGAUGCAUGUGUCGCUGAAAUUACUUCAGUAACAAAUGCAUGUGAUAAAUACUUAGUUGGAUGGUCUUAUUGGCAAUUUAAGGGAUAUGGAGACUACACAACUGCUGGAAGCACAGUGGAAGGAUUUUAUGAUGGAAGUGGAAAUUUAGAAACAAAUAAGCUUAAAGCCUUACAGAGAACUUAUGCUCAAGCUUACCAAGGAGUUCCAACUAAAUUAUUCUUUAUUCCGUCGACUGGGUAUUUCUCAACCUCAUAUGAUCUCUCUCCAAAUGUGAAUGCUCCAACAGUGGUAUUUUUGAAUCAAGCAAUGGUCUAUCCAAAUGGGUAUGAUAUUUCUAUUUCAAAUACACUUAAUUUACAGCCAGUAGUGACCACUAAAGGCAAUUUCAUCAAUAUUUUAUAUACAAACCCAGUAUCUUCAAGGACAACUAUAGUAAUAACAGCCAAAUCUGCUGUUGAAGCUUAA
Molecule: messenger RNA, 1590 nt
Organism: Blepharisma stoltei
Lineage: Eukaryota; Ciliophora; Heterotrichea; Heterotrichida; Blepharismidae
Source: the annotation of a GenBank genome assembly